This is a messenger RNA of Alnus glutinosa, 3116 nucleotides long. RefSeq names its product kinesin-like protein KIN-13B. Lineage: Eukaryota; Viridiplantae; Streptophyta; Magnoliopsida; Fagales; Betulaceae. Gene Ontology annotation, molecular function: microtubule binding; microtubule motor activity; ATP binding. Gene Ontology annotation, biological process: microtubule-based movement. The record is from RefSeq and is a predicted model, not a curated record. The transcript is spliced from 12 exons. The coding region runs from base 319 to 2403 and encodes 694 amino acids.
AAAAUUCAAUUAAAAAAAAAAAAAAAAAGGAAAAAGGAAAAAUCCUCAGAGAAGCUUCAUACUGAUUCUUCUUCUUCUUCUUCUUCUUCUUCUUCUUCUUCUUCUGUCUCUGUCUCAGAGCUUUCCUUGCAUAUUGGUGGUCCUUACUCUCUGGCAUUAAUCUCUGAUAAGGAUUGACUUUGCUCCGAUUCGAUCGCAGCUCUUAGAAAGAGAGAGAGUUUUGUAGAGCUUAAGCUUUUAUUGGAACCUGGAUCUUCGAUUGGAUCGGGUUUGCGAGAGAGAGAGAGAGAGAGAGAGAGAGGAAAGAGUGAGGGAGAGAUGAACGGGGUGGGAAGGCAGGGGCAGAGAUCUGGUGCGGCGGGGGUGCACCACCAGCGCCAGUACUCGGACAACUUUCUGGAGACAUCGUCCAAUGGGCGCUGGCUCCAAUCUACUGGUCUUCAGCACCUCCAUUCCUCCAACCCUUCCAUCCCACCGCUCCAGGACUAUGGAUUCUAUGGUGGUGGUGGAGGGGGCCAGGGGUCGAGGAUGUAUAGGAAUGCGUUGUUGGAGCCUUCAACGCCUCCGGGUAAUUCGCGGGCGAGGAAGAAUGGUGAAGGCUCCCCCAGUGAGUUCAGUCCUGGACUCUUGGAUCUGCAUUCUUUCGAUACCGAGCUUCUUCCCGAGAUGCCACUCCCUGGUCUGUUUGAUGGUGCUUCUAUGUAUCAUCCUGUUCGUGGCAGAAGCUUUGAUGACUCUGAGCCCUACAUUUCGAACAACAAACAAACCGGCAGAACUCGUGGUUUGCCAGAAAGCAACCUAUUGAAAAGCUUUGCUGUGGACAAAGAGAAAUCCAGUUCUGUAGCAAAGAUAAAAGUUGUGGUGCGCAAGAGACCACUUAAUAAGAAAGAAUUAGCGAAGAAUGAGGAAGAUAUUAUAGAGACAGUUUCUAAUUCUAUAACAGUUCACGAGACUAAGCUUAAGGUUGAUCUCACAGAAUAUGUAGAGAAGCAUGAAUUUUUUUUUGAUGCAGUGCUGAAUGAAGAGGUCUCAAAUGAUGAGGUUUAUCGUGAGACUGUUGAGCCCAUAGUUCCAAUAAUUUUUCAACGCACAAAAGCAACUUGCUUUGCAUAUGGGCAAACAGGGAGUGGAAAAACUUAUACAAUGAAGCCCUUGCCCCUUAAAGCAUCACGUGAUAUCUUGAGGUUGAUGCACCACACUUACAGGAAUCAGGGAUUUCAGUUGUUUGUGAGUUUCUUUGAGAUAUAUGGAGGAAAACUUUUUGAUCUCCUUAAUGACCGGAAAAAACUUUGCAUGAGAGAGGAUGGGAAGCAGCAAGUUUGCAUCGUUGGUUUGCAAGAGUACAGAGUAUCAGAUGUGGAAACAAUUAAGGAACUCAUUGAGAAAGGAAGUGCCACGAGAAGUACUGGAACAACAGGUGCAAAUGAGGAAUCCUCCCGUUCACAUGCCAUACUUCAGCUUGCUAUCAAGAGGUCAGUUGAUGGCAGUGAAUCAAAGCCACCUCGUGUUGUUGGAAAGCUCUCCUUUAUAGAUCUUGCUGGAAGUGAACGUGGUGCAGACACUACAGAUAAUGAUAAACAGACAAGAAUGGAAGGUGCUGAGAUCAAUAAGAGCUUACUUGCAUUAAAGGAAUGCAUUAGAGCUCUUGACAAUGACCAGGGUCAUAUUCCUUUCAGAGGCAGUAAAUUAACUGAAGUACUGAGGGAUUCAUUUGUUGGUGACUCUCGCACUGUUAUGGUAUCAUGCAUAUCUCCAAGCUCAGGAUCAUGUGAACAUACUCUGAACACAUUAAGAUAUGCUGACAGAGUGAAAAGCCUUUCGAAAGGAAACAAUCCUAAGAAGGAUGUAUUAUCGUCAACCUUCAACCUUAAGGAAUCAACUACUGUACCCUUGUCUUCAGUUCCUGCAUCCAACUUUGAGGAUGAAGUAUCUGAUUCAUGGCCUGAACAAACUGAAAGAGAUGACUUUGAUGCAUCUGAAGAGUCUUAUGAGCAAGGAAAACCUUUAUGGAAGAAGAAUGGGAAGCUAGAGCCAUGCAAUCUCUCUACUUCAGAGGACAAAAUAAGGAAACCCAACGUUCAUACUAAAUGGAAGGACCUGCCAAAAGUUGAAUCCAAGAAUUCACAUUUGGAUGAUGAUCUGAACGCCCUCUUACAGGAGGAGGAAGAUCUUGUAAAUGCUCACCGGAAACAAGUGGAGGAGACUAUGAAUAUUGUUAGAGAGGAGAUGAACCUGCUGGUUGAGGCUGAUCAACCAGGGAAUCAAUUGGAUGAUUAUAUUUCUAGAUUGAAUGCCAUUCUAUCCCAGAAGGCUACAGGCAUCCUGCAACUACAAAAUCGUUUGGCUCAUUUCCAGAAGCGUCUGAAGGAGCGUAAUGUCUUAGUAUCUACUUCUGGAUACUGAUUUCAUUUGGAAGGGCAUAUACUAGUAAAUUCUACUGGGUAAUGCUUUAAGAAUAUAAUUGCAAGGUUAGUGGCUCGACAGUGGGGCAAUGCAUUUUUUUUUUCUUCUUUCAAGUGGAGCAUUAUUUGAUAUGGCAUCUCAUGUUGGCAGUAUGCUGGACUAUUCACGAGUCAACAUGUAUCUUUGGUUGCCGUUUUCCUUUCACUAAGGACCAGUUUCUCUUUCACAGUAUAUUAUUUGCUACACAAUUUUUCCCCCCAUAAGCAAGCUAUAGACGAACUAUUUGUAUUCAUACGCCAACUGGCAUGCUGCUGUAAAGAUUUAAAGCAUUGUAAUUUGAUUAAUUGAUUGACUAGUUCUUGUUGGAUUGUCUGGUGCUUGUUUUCCAGAGAUAGAUUCCAUAAGAGUAAACCAGUGUAAAGAUUCCUUUGCCUUUUUUGCAAGUGGGAAAUAAUUAAUGGUAUUCUGCAGCAGCGUAAUAUCAGAAUUAAGCUGUGAUGAAGACAUCUUUGUCAUGGCAUGGAAGGAAUCAGCCAUAGUGUGACAAUAUGGGCUCAGAGAAUCUUAUACAACAGAGUCCGUCCAAAGUCCGUGAACAGGAUUUGAUUGUAUUUGGUGAACAUCUUUGUCGUGAUUUUUGUUUGACCUUUGUGAAUUGGGCUCAUGGGCUAGGCCCAGUAUUUGUCUUGUAUCACAAUCAAAUUGGAUUGGAA